GGAGGAUCCCCACACUUGGUCCCCUCUUCCUGCCUAAAACUUUCUAAUGAAAUCCUUAAACACUUUUUGACAAACAUUAUUUUUUUCCUUCAGGGGUCAAGAGGGUUUCGACAUAUUAAUCUGCGUUUUUAUUGAAAAAAGAACUUCAGAACAUGGAGCCCAGUUCCACAGAGGGAGGAGCUGAGGAGACGCUCAUUAAAAAUAAUCCAACAAAUCCACCUCACAAAGUGAUACUCAAACAUGGCCAAGAGUUGGAGGAAGAGCAGGAAGAAUUGGCCGAGCACCAGCCUCUGGAACAGGAAGACCUGAACUUUGAGAGAUGGAAGCGCAGGCCUUUACCCAAGAGGACCCUGCACCAGAAAAUAGAUGACUUGAAGACGUACCUUUGGAAUGCAGAGACCAACGAAUUCAUGGGUCGCUCUGGAAAGAGCUGGAGCCUCAUCCUUCUCUUCUAUGCUGCACUUUAUACGUUUCUCGCAGCCAUGUUUGGCGGCUGUAUGUUUUGCCUUAUGUGGUCUAUUAGUCCCUACCAUCCGACCUUCAAUGACAGAGUGAUGCCACCAGGUAUGACGAUGGCUCCACACCUAGAGGGCCAAGAGAUCGCCUUCAACGCCUCUGAUCGUAAAUCCUGGAAGAAGUAUGCAAGGUCUAUGGAUGAAUAUCUAAGACCAUACAACGAUGGCGCUCAGGACAAGAAGAACAUUCGCUGCACGCAGGACAGGUACUUCAUGCAGGAUGAUUUGGAGGAGAGUGCAGAGAGGAAGGCGUGUCAAUUUAAGAGGUCCUGGUUGGGGGACUGUUCGGGUCUGCAGGACCCCCACUAUGGCUAUUCUCAGGGAAGGCCAUGUGUCCUCCUUCGGAUGAACCGGAUUAUUGGUUACCUCCCUGGCCAAGGCAAAGCAGUAAAUGUGACUUGUGGAGUUAAGAAAGGACCACCAGAAGCCUUGGGAGAAAUCCAGUUUUUUCCUAAGAGCAUUUUUGACCUGAAGUACUUUCCAUACUAUGGCAAGCUUAGACAUGUAAACUACUCUUCACCGGUGAUGGCCGUGCGUUUUGCAGGAGUGCAGUACGACACUCACAUCCAAAUACAAUGCAAAUUGAACGGGAAGGGUAUCAUUAAUGAUUCACCCACUGACCGCUACCUGGGCAGUGUGACCUUCUCCUUGGAUGUCGGAGCGUAAGGCAAAGAUAACGCUGCCAGCAGGAUGCUCCUGUGACAAUGAGGCAGGAAAAUGUACAACUAUUAUUUUACAUGAAAUAUGUAUUAUAUUUCCCUCUCCUCAUCUUUCACCUAAAUAUCCACGUCUUCUGCUGAGAAACAAAUUCCUCAAGAAGUAGACAUUUACUCUUGUGUUUCUGUUGUAUCUUUGUACCUUGAGUGCUUCUGGCACUUGCGUCCACAACAAACAGUGCUGAGCACAUGAGCGAGUACGUAGAGUGAGUUACAAUUCAGUUCCUGAUAUGUUGUAAUGAUUAGCAAGAUUAAUCAAACUAAAUUACACUCUGCCCAAUAGUUAGUCUUUCUGGCUAUGCAAAUCCAAUUAUGACUUAAAACAUUAAUAGGUGAUUAGAAAUGUUGUUUUGUCAGCUUAGAAAAUGGUUUUCUGUGAACAUUUUUGUGUGACCAAGUGUACUAAUUUUUUUUGCAUUAUAUUUUUCAAACAUGUAUAUUUUAAGAAUUCAAAGAACUAUAAUGCAAACACUGAAAGCAGGACUUGUACUGUACUUACACAGUAAAAAAAAAGACAUAAUAAACGACUGCAAAUACACUAUUGCUAUAUUUUUGUUGAAUAGAGCAGAAUUAUACAUUUAUGAUAAAGCAUCACAAGCCACUUCUUGUAUCCUUUUAUAAAACAUUUGCUUUUGAGAAUGAAAUACUACACAAGACUGAUCAAUAAAGAGACAUACUGUACUGUGAAAUAGUUUGUGAAAGGUCUGUACCAUUUUAAAAAAGCGUAACUAUUUUGUGAAAGCAUUAAUCAUCCUGCCUGAACUGUGCUACUAAACUUGGUAUCAUUUGUUGUAUUUAUUCCUAUUAUAGUUCUUAUAAUAAAUACAAUG
Scomber scombrus (Atlantic mackerel) is the source of this 2061-nucleotide messenger RNA. It is a transcript of the gene atp1b4, whose product is annotated as ATPase Na+/K+ transporting subunit beta 4. The transcript is spliced from 9 exons. Gene Ontology annotation, cellular component: sodium:potassium-exchanging ATPase complex; nuclear inner membrane. Bases 153 to 1181 code for a protein of 342 amino acids. The record is from RefSeq and is a predicted model, not a curated record. NCBI's taxonomy places the organism in Eukaryota, Metazoa, Chordata, Actinopteri, Scombriformes, Scombridae. Gene Ontology annotation, biological process: regulation of DNA-templated transcription; sodium ion transport; potassium ion transport.